Messenger RNA from Mytilus californianus (California mussel), 11331 nucleotides. Its product is annotated as zinc finger SWIM domain-containing protein 8-like. Gene Ontology annotation, molecular function: zinc ion binding. Lineage: Eukaryota; Metazoa; Mollusca; Bivalvia; Mytilida; Mytilidae. Gene Ontology annotation, cellular component: Cul2-RING ubiquitin ligase complex. Bases 260 to 5602 code for a protein of 1780 amino acids. The record is from RefSeq and is a predicted model, not a curated record. The transcript has 22 exons.
CCGAUCGGAUAUUAUUGUUUUGGACAGCUGAAUUUGCCCACUUGCCACUUGGGCUUAUUUUCAGUACUUUCAUCAAAAUUUUCUAACGAUAUUUACAGUAAAAAAGUCCUUUUAAACAUAUUCAAUCAAAUUCUUAACGAUUAUUAAAUAAAUAACGAUGCUAGUGAGCGAAAACAACACGAGAAAAUACUGGGAGCAGUCGACAAUGUUGGGUUCAGACUUGCGCCUUCGGGCUUGAAACAAAGAACCCUUUAUCAUUAUGGAUUUCGUGUUUGAUUGGGAUAACGAAGGGGAUAGAUUUUCAUUUGAUGACAGCGAUCGGUUUGACGAAGACUCCUUGUGUUCGUGGAUAAGCGAGCCGGAAAGUCUUUGUCAGAAUUGGAGAGGUUGGAAAAGGCAAAAUGGGGGUCAACAACCGUCCAGUAUAACUAAGCCGCAGGAAGGGAAAAUAGCAUCGUUGGUAGAACUAGCUGCUCAAGCUGUGGCCUGUCACAUACCAUUUGAAGUUGUAGAACAUUUUCCACAGCCCAUUCCAGAUGAAGUACAGCUUAGGAUUGCAUUUUGGAGUUUUCCAGAAAAUGAAGAAGAUAUCAGAUUAUAUUCCUGUCUAGCAAAUGGCAGUGCUGAUGAAUUCCAGAAAGGAGAACAUUUAUAUAAAACCAAGUCAGUUAAAGAUGCCCUUCAAAUAGGUUUCCAUUUGAGUGCAACAUUAACUCCACCAGCAGUUAUGGCUCAGAAUAAAGGAAGUUUUCAAGUAGCUGUUGUCUUUGAUAGGAGAAGAAUAUCAUCUUGCACAUGUACAUGUAAUGGAGCGUCUUGGUGUUCACAUGUGGUAGCGUUAUGUUUGUACAGAAUUCAUCAGGCAAAUGCUGUAACACUAAGGGCACCUGUUUCUGAGUCUUUAUCAAGAUUACAGAGAGAUCAGUUGCAAAAGUUUGCGCAAUAUCUUAUUAGUGAAUUACCACAACAGAUACUGCCAACAGCUCAGAGACUUCUUGAUGAACUAUUAUCUUCUCAGAAAGCUGCCAUCAACACAGUCAGAGGGGCACCAGAUCCUACAGCAGGACCAUCAGCCAAUGAACAGACAUCCUGGUGUCUUGAUGAAGCAACACUUCAUGAAAAUGUCAAGAAGACUCUUGUCAAAUUCUGUGUUCCAUCACCAAUGGUGUUCAGUGAUGUCAAUUAUCUGUCUGCCACUGCUCCUCCUGCUGCAGCAGAAUGGCAGAGUUUAUUAAGACCAUUACGUGGAAGGGAACCAGAAGGAAUGUGGAAUCUGUUAUCCAUUGUCAGGGAAAUGUUCAGAAGAAAUGAUACUAAUGCCAUUCCUCUUCUAGAAAUAAUAACUGAUGAAGUCUUACAAUGUGAACAGAUCCUGAUUUGGUGGUUUACAACAAAAACAUCUCCAAACAGCAAUAAUUCUAGGGGGAAUGGAACUAAUGGAGCCAAUGCAACACAGCAUGCUGCAUCUAGUCUUUGUGACGAAAUUGUCACAUUAUGGCGGCUUGCUGCUUUAAAUCCAAAAUUGUCACCAAUACAACGUGAUGACCUUUGUACAAAGUUCAAAGAAUGGCACAUAUCAACAGUAGAAAAAGUUAAAUCAGCCAGAGGUUCAAAUGUUAGUGGUGGGGCAAAUAAUUUGAAGAAAAAUGACUUUGAUAUAUUUGUUGGUUUCAGACCUGGCAUUGAGGCCUGUGGUCUGACCUGGGAUGACUAUAGAAUUCCAGGUGUCACAUACUCAGAAAAUGAGAGUUUUAAUCUUCAUUAUAGAUUUAACAAAUGUCAUGACAGUGAAAAGAAGCGAUCUCGUAUACAACCUGUUACAGUGUGUUCAGAAAACUUAAUCAGUACUGAUAAUAACACUACGCUUGCUCAAGCUCACAACAUAUUACAGGAUCAUCAUUCAAGCAGCUUUCCUAGUCGACAAAAUUCUAGUCCAAGAGAUUCUGUAACAAAUGACGGAGCAAUAAGUUCUGGUUCAGAGGGUUUCUGUGAACCAGAGAGGAGUAGCUCAUUAUUUAGAGGAGAUUCAGAUUCUGGCUCUGAAAUGAAAGAAGUUAAUUCUCGUAGCAAUUCAUAUGAAGAACAAGAUAUGCAUAAUUAUGUAAAUCAUCCCUUAGUUUCCAAUGGAUUUAGUAUUCCACCACCUAACAGUAGAUUUAAUCCUGAUAUAUACGUAAACAGUCCAAAUGAUUUAGAAAUAGGAUCUUUUCCAAUAUCGGAGUCAGUAACUGUGAAAGCUGAAGGUUCUUCUGAAUCUCAGCAGUCUGGUGAUGAAGGACAAGUGUUUUUACCAGGCAGUUCUGCUGAUAAAAAAGUCAUUGAAGGGGAAUCUGAAGUUUCUCAGGGUUUAACAGAAGAAAAUGUUCAGGAUACUUUGUUUGCCAGAGCAGAAGCAUUACAUGCACAUGGUCAUACAAGGGAGGCUUGUAGACUGGCUCAAAGGCUUGCUGAAGAAUUAUUGACAAAUCCACCAGAUCUCUUAGCUGAAACUGCAAAUCUUCCUUUAGUGAAAGGUAAAAAGAAGAAGGCUCUCACAAAUAUAAGUUUAUUAGCCAGUUCAACAUUAUCUAAGGCUGCAUUCUUAUGUAGUGUCCUGACUGAAGAGCUAGAAUGUUACCAUUUAGCAUUCAAAGUUGGAAUAUUUGGACUUGAAAUGCCAAGACCACCAGCAUCUUGUAAAUCACUUGAGGUAAAAUUAGCUUAUCAAGAAUCAGAGCUGAUUGGUCUUCUGAAGAAGAUUCCAUUAGGACCUGCAGAAUUAAAUGCACUUAGAGAAAGGGCAGAACAACUUCGUGAUGGAACUCUCAAAUCAAGAGGAGAUGCUUUACUACCCCUUACUCUUGCCAGUUUUAUCUUUGACUCGCUAUGUUUACCUGUAUUCCCAGUUGGUAGUACCAAUAGUCGUCCACCAAGUAGGUCAGUUCAAGUCACGACCAGGCUUCCAGGAGAUGAGAAGUUAGGAUUUGAAGGUGCUGUUGCUGCAUUAGGUAUGAAAGCAAAUGUAUCUGAAGCUGAACACCCAUUGUUAUGUGAAAGUACAAGAAGACAAAGGGGAGAACUAGCUAUAGCUAUGCUUGUUCAGUAUAAAGAUGACAUGUCCAAAUUAAGCAAGAUAAUGGAGAAGUUACUAGACAAAGAAGUACACCAGUCCUUUAAGGCCCCAAGUUUAGUUGAUUUACUUGGCAGCAGAUCUCCUUGUUCUCAGCCUGCAGUUCCUCUUCCAUCACCAGCUGCCACCACAACAAAUCCUGUAUCACCAUAUCAUCAGAUGCCCAGUGGUUCAUCAACAUCUCCUGGGGAUAGGAAUAGGAUUGACCAUCCUCCACGCCAUGAAGAACCACUUGCUAGACAUCCAAACCCUCCUGUUGUAGGUGUUGGAGCAAGGCCUAAAAUUACAUAUCCUAGAAGGUGUAACAGUGGCAAAGAUACAGACAGUUCCACUGUUGAAGAAGAGGAUAAUUUCAGAGCUUUGGAAGCCAAGUUAAGGUGUAUGGCAAUCAAAAAGAAACCAUCACAAGGUAUGGCUAGUAUUGACAGCAGUGCACCUGAAACAACUUCUAGUGAUAACUCACCAACAUUAGUGCGACGCCCAUUUCCUAAACAUCAGGGACCUGGCAGUGAUUGUGGUAGUAGUGGUGACAGUGACUCACUGGGAUCCAGUAGCUCAGGAGAGAAAACAAACAGGGUUAAAAUAAGGGACAAUGAAAGUCCACCUAGUCAACUUGUAAACAGAGUAUUACCAGUCCAAGUUUUACAGGAUAGAAGCUUAACACCUUCAACAUCUAAUGUGAAAAAUACAAGAUUCAAGGGUAAAAAUCGCAUCAUGCCAACACUGCCUAAUCAACCAAGUGAAGCCUCCGCCCAUUUCAUGUUUGAGUUAUCAAAGACAGUACUUGCUAAAGCUGGAGGGAAUAGUUCUACAUCAUUGUUUACACAGCCUUCUAAUAAUAAUCAACAUACAGGUCCACAUCGCAACCUUCAUUUAUGUGCAUUCCAGAUAGGAUUAUAUGCUCUGGGACUGAAUAACUGUGUAUCACCAAAUUGGCUUUCCAGGACAUACUCUUCACAUGUUUCAUGGAUUUCAGGUCAAGCAAUGGAGAUAGGAACUGCUGCUAUUAAUAUCCUAAUAGAAACAUGGGAAGGUCAUCUAACUCCACCAGAAGCUGCUUCUCUUGCUGACAAGGCUGCAAGAGGUCGUGACCCUAACAUGGUUAGAGCUGCUGCAGAAUUAGCUUUAUCUUGCCUACCUCAAGCACAGGCUCUAAAUCCAUCAGAAGUUCAGAGAGCAUUGUUCCAGUGCAAAGAACAGAGUAGAGAUAUGCUAGAAAAGGCCUGUCUAGCAGUGGAAGGUGCAGCAAAAGGAGGUGGAGUUUAUCCUGAAGUCUUGUUUGAUGUUGCUAGACAAUGGUUUGAAUUAUCUGAAGAGGCUGCUCAAUCCAAUAAUAACUCAGAUGGCCAAAAAAGGAAUUCAGCCAAUGUUGAGAACAAGGAAGUUCAUUCUAUGUCAGUAGCUCAAACAGAACGUUGCAGUCCAGCUACUCUACCAAUUAUUCCAUUCAGUUCACCUUCACCACAUAAUGCAGUCACAGUAGCCAGUGCCACAAUGGCCCAUAAUAAUCAUAUGCCGCAACAACCACUGGUAUUAUCAUACGCAACUUUACCACCCCAGCCAGCGCCUCAUCAGAUGCCACACCAAGCCUUUGUCCAGCAUUACAGUUACGUCCAACAAAUCCCACCAUUUAGUACCCAGCUUCAUCAUCAGCAUAUCCCCAUCCAUCCUUAUGUCACCACUCUUACAUAUCAGGGUCAGCAUAUAGGUAUACCAAACACUACACAAGCAAUGUAUCCCCACGGAGGAAUGCCUGUAAGACAGCUAGGACCUGCUAUACAAGUGUUUCCUAGUCACACUCAGUGCCAAUUAAGUACUGUUGUACAGACACCGCCAUCAUCCUCAGCGAACGGACAAUCUAUGCAUCCUGUCGACCAGCAACACGAUUCUGAUUCUCCUAGUCCUCCACAUGUUCAUCCUGUUGGUCAUCACAACCAAGCUCAACUGAAUUAUCUCAAUGCUGCCUUCCGUACAGGAAUGUUAGCCAUGGAAACCCUAGCUAGACGUGUACAUGAUGAUAGACCUCAGGCAAAGUAUGCAAGGAAUCCACCCUAUGGAGAAGAUGUUAAAUGGCUUUUGAAUAUUGCUGUAAAACUAGGUACAAACUACAUACAGCAGUUUUGUAUGAGUUCAGUGAAUGCUGUAGUGAGUCCAUUUGUAUUGUAUGACAUAGCCAUAGAAGCUGCACAUGUGUUGGCCAGGAACAACCCCACCAUUGCACAGAACCAUCUUAGAUCCACCAUACUUAAUCCUAUCAUACAGAAAUGUACACAAAUGUUCAUACAAUGUGCUCAUCAACGUAUACACCAUAUCAAUCAAGCAGAUUAUGACGACUUUGUCAGUACAAUUUGCAGUGCAAGAAACGCCUUUUGUUUGACUCAAGGAGGCAUGAUACAAUUUCAAGAACUUCUCCAAAGUCUAAGGCGAUCAAAAUCUUGUCGUAAAGAGUUAUGGACAAGGAUUGUGAAUGGACUGGCAACAGGGAAUGUUUGAUAUUGGCAUUGAAUAGAAUUAUAAAAAAAUCAGGUUCCCAUAAAUGUUUAUUUUUUGACAGUUCUUUGUUUGACCUUAUCAUACUUAUAGAACUAUUAAAUACACAUUAUUUUUUGUCAUGAAUGUAAGUUUAUACAUGUUUUAUUAGUAUAUGUUAAUUAUUUAAAUUUUUUGUUUUAUUUAUACAAAUGUUAGACAUUAUUGUGUUUAUUUUUUUCUUUUUUUUUCUUGAUCAUUGUUUUCAUUAAAUUACAUUAGAAAAUGAAAGAUUCAAGGAAGUCCUCAACAUGUUAAUUUUACAUUUUCAAAUUUAAAUGUUCAGAAGUAAAUUUUUUUCCACAAAUAGUAAACCUUUAAAAAAUAUGCAUUGGUUUUAAAACUUGUUUGUUGGUUUAGAACAAUUUCAAAGGUCUAAAUUAUAAAAAAAGUGAUUUAAAACUGCUUUUUCUUCCAGUUUUAUGCAAAAUAUAUAUACAAUGGUACAUAGUAUAGAACCGAAUAAUAAAAACUAACUUCUAUGGAAAGCAUUCCAAAUUUUUUUUAAAUUCAUUGAACAGAAAUGAAAUUUAUGCAGUUCAAGACUGAUAAAAAUAAUAAUGAAUCAAUAUCAUGUUUCUACAAUUUAUAUGUAUACUUGUUAUUUGGAUGUCAUAUUUAUAAUUCUGUGUAUAAAUUUGUGUUGCUGAAGUAUUUUUACAUGUGAAAAAGAAAAGAAAAAUAGAAAAAUAAAAUAAUGAAAAAAUAUUGUUAAUUGAAAGAGUCCCAACAGCAUUUGAAAUGAAUGCUGUAAUGAUUUUACUGAUGAACAACAUUGCCUGAUAUAUCAGUCCUGGUUAUCAGAAUGGUAUGAUUUAAUUUAACAACCUUUAUACCAAUGGGCUCCUUAUCAAGAAUUCUAAAAACAAAAUGAAUUGGGUACUGGUUCACCACAUUUUUUAGUAUGUAGAUUGUGAUGGCAUUUGAUUUUUAUUGAAUAAAAUGUAUUACAAUUACAACAUUCAAGAGAUUUCUACAUGCAGGUCACAAUUACCUACUUAACAAGAAAUUACUUUUUAAUAUUAAUAUGCCUUUGUAAUUAUUUUUAUUGUUUUUUAGAACAUAAAAAAAGAAAUGAUCAUAGAGGAAAAUUUGGUCACAAUGAUUAUCUUGAAAAGAAUGAACUCAUUAUUGUAUGAUGUCUAUGACAUAGGGUAAAUUCCCAUCUUGAAAAGUUCUCAAAUUAUGUCUACCAUUUUGACCUUUUUCUUUUAAUAUGAACUUUAAAAAAUUUGCUUUAUAAUCUGUAUAAAGGGUUCAUUAAGAAUGUUAAAAAUGGUAAUAUUUAGAAAUUUUUGUUACCCCCUCCCUCUUUAUAUUAGUUCAAUUUCUUCUUUCCUAGAAACCCCCAAUAACAAUAAAAAACUCCUUUGGUAUAUUGUAUAUUAUUGAAACAUUUUUAUUUCUGCAUAUUUCUGAUUUUAUGUCAUAUUUUUAUCACUUAAUCCCAACUUCUCGUGUUGUGUAAUAUACGUCUUCCACAAAUUAAAGUAUAUAUAUAUAUAUAUAUGUGUAUAGAAAAUAAUAUUUAUUAAGAUAUAUAAAUAUAGGCUUUCACUCAUCCUGCUUUCCUGCUUAUAUCAUUGAACAGUAAAUUUUGAUUAGAUUAUUGAUAUCUGAAAUAUUUUUAUGCCUAGGAGGAGAUGAAACUUCAAUAUUUCCAUGUUUAACAAUGUUAUUCAGUAAACGGCCAUGUCAAUAAUAUGCUAGAAAUGUUACAGCGGAGUUUUAUUUGGAAACUUGAUGGCUAUCUAGUCAAGAAAACCAGAUGAUAUUAACGCAUUAAUGGUAAACAGUUAUAGUGGAUACUAAGGGAAAAACAACAAUUGCUCUUGGCCUAUAUCAGUAUACACACUAGGCAACCAUACUGUCUUGCUUCAGCUAUUCCCUCAAAUGGUCAUGUGUCUAUGACCUUCAGAUAUGGGAUGGAGUUUUGUAAGUUGUUGGUCAAGUGAUUUAUCCUACUUGCUCCCAUUUACUUUCACAAUUGAGUUAAAUGCCUUCAGAUUCUAUAAAUAUAUUUAAAGUAACAUCAAUCUACUGAAACAAACAUAUUAGUUUUAUUUUUUAAACAAUAAACAUCUGAGUGUGUUCAGAAUUUUUUUUUAUAUCAAAAUAAGUUCUUCUUUCUAAAUCUACUUAAAACUCCUUGAUUGUUGAAACUGUUACUUUUUCAAUGUUGCUCUUUUGAUAUUUAUACCAAAUUGACAAGUUGUUUUCUUAACAUUUUUAAAGAGAAACCUGAUGGACAAAAAGAAAAAUAUGAUGACAAAAUUUUUUUCAUAGUUUUUAAUUAUUUCACUAUCUUUCUAUUAAGAUUCAUUUAUUUGAAUGCUUAAGAUAAGUACAACAUAAAUACAAGUGUAAAGUGCCAUGGUAUCAACAUUCCAAUUGAAUGUAGUUAUAGAUGUUUAGUUAUGACUCGGUAGAAGAUUUUAAUUAACUAGCAAAUGAAUUCAUAUAAUCUAAAAAUUUGACAAACGUAAAAGAUAGAAAAGUUAACACAAAGGUGUGCUUGUAUAUGAACAGAUCCAGUCUGUGCUGUGUUCAAAGUCCAAUAUUUUCAGCCAUUGAAAAAUAAAUUAUUUCACAUUUUUAUUGUACUUGUCAUCUAUUGCAUCAAAUUAUUUCAUAGCAUUAUUACAAAUGAAAUUGUUGAAUCUAGUGAAUAUACUAUUUUCAGUUGUAAAGUCUUGAUUUAUUCUAUACAUUUUAGAGGGCCAUUUAUAGUUAUAUUUGUGCUGAAUAAAUCUGAAAAUUAUUAUAGAACAUAAGCAUAUACCCAAAAAUGGUAAACUUCUUGACAACGAAGAUAGACUGUUUCACAUUAUGUUUAUUACAUUUGUUCUUUAUUUGCUAAACUGUACCUUUUGUCAUAUUUUCAAAUUGUUGUAAAUAUUCAUUUUUUUGUGGAACCCUGUAUUUCAUUUUAUUUAAUCACAGGAUGAUGGUACUUUGCACAUCUGCUCAAAAUAAUUAACUUCAUAAAAUUCUUAUACAAAUAUACAGAAGUCAUAAGUGUGACAGUUUGUAUAAAUGUAUAUGAUAGAUGAGUGUAGGAAUUUCUAAAAAUAGUACAGAUAAAACAAAGUUUGGUUGCUUACAAUACAAAAAAAUCUCAUAGUUUGGUAUUAAGUUUACUUUUAGUACACCAUUGCAUUAGUAUAAAAGUAAAACAAUAACAGUUAGUCACAUGCAGUUUUAGGAGAUUCAACAGAUUACCAGAACUAAUUGAUUUGUUUAACCUAUUUAAAUCAUAUUUUCAUUCAUGGUAUUUUAUUGCACUGUUAUGACAUGACAUGAGAAAAAAAGAUGGAAGGUUUAUAAAUAAACAUAGAUAUUAGUCAAAUUAAUAUUUAUUAUAGCAAAAAAAUAUUACAUGCAAAAACUGAGAAUAUGUUGUUCCUUUUCUGUUUUCAUCACAAUCAUAAGCCAUUGAAAUGUUUGUAUCAUUUAUUUACCCAACAGACAGCUGUGUUCAUAUAGAAAGUUUAAAAAGUUGUUUCCCUUAUUAAUCUAUUUAGUUUUUUUCAAUAUAUGACAAAUAUUAAAAUCCAGUUUCUGCAACAAAUAUGUGGAUUGUACUAUACAAAUAAGUUUAAUAUAUAUAUAUUUUUGUGUAAUUUAAUGGGAAAUUUAAUUAACACACAUUGAAAUACCUCAAGAAUUAGUGAUUUGAAAUUUGUUGAAUAGUUUUGCUCUUUAAAAUACUGAAAUCAGUAAACAUAUUAAAUUUAUUUUGCUUUCAAAGGUAGCCUAGAAAUGUUAGAAUUUAACUUAAUAACCACAUCUUAUAAGUCAGCUUCCACUUUCUACAUCAAUAGUUUUCCACUUAAGAAGUUAUUGUGUUUGAACUAUCUACAGACAGCAACAUGUUAGUUUACCUUUGUUUGUCUGUCUCUACUUUUGUGAUCAAAUCUAUCUUUAGUAAUGUCCUGAUUUUGUUAAUAUUGGUGUUUAAGCCCUUUUUUCUUGAAAAUAUGAAAAAUAUAUAUUAAUGAUAUUUCCACACUGCAGUAAUGUAUAGCACUGCUCAUUGUAUUCACUUCUACAUUUACUUUUACCUGUUUAGGCAUUCAUUGCCUUUAUGUCAGUUUCUCAAUAAUCUUUGUUUAUGUUUUAAUGGUCACCACUUCAGUCCUCUAUCAUGGUACAACAUUAUUCAGUAACACAUAAGUCACUGUGAAUAUCAUGUUUUCUGAUGAGUUAUUUAAGCUAGGACAUUCAUGUCUUUUCAUACGCCAUCUAGGAUAUGAAGAAUAUUCCUGAAAUUUCUUUGAAGUCAAUUAUUGACUUUAAUAUUUUUUCAUGAGAUUAAAUGGAAAUGAAAAAUUUGAAAAGAUCAGGGUUAAUUGAAAUUAAGUAAAUAUUACGAUAUAAGACAACAAUUCUCUUCAGCUGUGACUGGCAAACAGCUAUUUGCAUAUUAAGUGAAAAGUUAUAUUCUCUCCAAUAGAUUUUUUGCUCUUACUCCCCCCUUAAAAAAGGAAAAAUAUAAAAAAAAUAUUAUGUCACAGGAGAAAGUAUUCUUAUGAGCAGAAUUUCAUGUUCUUUUGGCUCAGACACCUUGUCCCAGAGUACUGUUUGCAUAGAAUUAUUAAGAAUUUUAGCAUCAAAUGAUAAGUUAACUAAAAAGGAUGACACUUUCAUAUCUAAGGAACUGUAUAUAAUAUUCAGAAAGGUCAUGUCAAUUUUAUCUUGUCAAUCAUUCAGAUUCCCUCAACAAGAAAUUACUGUUGCAUUUUUAUCACCAUUUAUUAGGAACUAAAAUAUCAUAAAAAGUUUAAAAAGAUGUUUUGAACAGCUAUUUAAGAGUUAUUGGUUAAAUGACACCAUCAUUACUGCCUUCAUAGAGAAAGCUACUUAUAACGUUAGCUGUUCCAUUGGACAAUUAUUGGAAUAAAAUAUUGAAAGAAUAACAAAUAAAUGAAUGUGAUUGAAACUCUUACUAACAGCAUAUGUAAAUGUAUGUUUAAUAAUUAACAGAACAUUUAAACUUAUCAAAAAUUUAUACUUUUUAAUUGCUGUUUUCUGCAUUUGUAGGAUAACAUCCAGUUUCUGCAUAUUAUAAUGCGUAAGAAUAAAACUGACACUUUCUUCAAAAAUCAAAUACUGCUUAUUGACUUCUGCAUUUUCAGUAGUACCCCCAAUUGCCUUCUAUAUUUUAAUUAAUCGUAAGCUUUUCAUUUGACCAAUAAUAUUGAACCAAUAGGAAGCGAUGCUAAAUGCAGUGAACAGCAGUACAGAAUAAUUAGUUUCAAAAACUUUUAACACAUUUUUUUUAGUAUUAGUCCAUUCAGUAUGUGAAACUGAAAACACAUAAAGAACCUUGUAAAGUUGUAAGAUUGGAUGAAAAUGAACAGCAGAACUGUACAGUCUAAGACAUUCAUAUAAAGAUGUGACCAUACCAUUACAAAUGUAUCAUGAUUGUAUUAAAGAAACAUCAGAGUGGAAAUGCUUGUUUUUAUGUGUGAAAUAAGUUUAAUAUUCAGUCAAAAAGUGUUUAUAAGUAUCUAUACAUACAUUUUAUAUUUUUCAAGUCCCAGUUUGUAACUGGUCUGUGAAUGUUAGAGCUCUGUCAUAUUUGUUACCAGCAUUCUUUAUAUAGCAUUAUUAACAACAGAAUAAAUUAUGCAAAGGUAUGGAGGUAUGAAUGCCACAAAUCAACAAAAUAAAUGAUAUUAUGAAAAAUA